AUGUCAGAUCGUUCAAAGACUGUCAUUGGACGCUGGUUUACAGACCAGCGCCCCUCGACACCGGCCACCACUCCUCCUGCUUGGCCCAACUUUAGUACAGAGGCUGGUUUCAUUGCUAAUCCUCAACUUACUCCAUCCUUUACAUUAACAAACCAUGUUUGGAAUGAUACAACUCAAUCUUCUAUUGGAGAUUCGUUGUUGGAAAAAGAUCAGAAUCAUUUUGUGAUAAAGCAUUGUUUAAACAGCUCAUUAACUUCUUUAUCUGCUUCACCAGAUCAUAAUCAUGUAGUUGUAGCAGGCCGAGAAGUUCUUAAAGUUCUGAGCGUUUCUGAACGAGAAAUUACUGAAGAAAUAAGUCUCAAGAAUAGACAUAAUAAAUAUAGCAGCAAUGAUGUAAAGUGGGGCAAUGUCUGUAAGUUUAAUGGAAUUAAGAAUAAUUGUACUGGUUGCUUUUCAGCCACAAAAAAUAAAAUCGCGACGGCAGCAACUAAUGGAUCAAUUAUCAUUUGGGAUAUAGGGAAUGGUCGUGCCAAAAUAGAUCGGAGAAUAAACGAACAUUCACGUGCGGUAAAUAGGAUCUGCUUUAAUCCUGCGAAUGGAUUAAUACUUUUAAGCGCGUCUCAAGAUUAUACUAUGAAAUUAUGGGACCUGAGAGAACCAGAACCCGCAAAGUUUACUUUUGAAGGCAAAUGUGAAAGCGUUCGUGAUGUUCAAUUUAACUCAAUAAAUACAAAUGAUUUUGCUGCUGCUUUUGAAAAUGGAACCAUCCAGAAAUGGGAUAUAAGAAAACCGAUUAUACAUGAAAGAAAAUUGAAUGCACAUAUAGGUUCAGUUCUUGCCGUAGAUUGGCAUUCUGACGGAAGAACUAUUGCUAGCGGUGGGCGCGAUAAAUCAAUUAAAAUAUGGGAUAUGAACUCGGAUAGUAGGAGACCAAGGGACGCUAUUCAAAGCAUGACAAGUAUAUCUCGCGUUCAAUGGCGACCUAAUCAUCCUAAUGAAAUUGCUUCAUGCGCGUUAUUAAGUGAUAAUAGAAUUUUUGUAUGGAACAUAAAGAGACCUUUUAUUGCUAGUUAUUGCUUCGAAGAGCAUGAUGACGUGCCAACGGGAUUUUUAUGGCAUGAUUCUGAGGUUUUAUGGUCUUGUUCAAAGGAUAAAUUUUUUAUUCAACAAGACAUGAAAGAUUCUUAUCGCCCAUUGAAUAUGCUUAGCAAAUGUAGUAUUGGAUGGAGUGCAUAUGACAAGAUUGCAUUUGCUAUUGAAAAACCAAAUGAUUCGGAAGACCAAUCUAGGUCAAUAUCAUCUCCAAGCAAUCAAUUUAGGAUUAUGCAAAGGAGAAUAUCUCCUAUUAUCAUUGAAACUCGUAACGAAUUACAGCAAAAAACUGGUAUUGCCUCUCUUCCCACUUUCGAUUACAAAUCCUUUUCAUACCUUGCUGAAAAUUACAUAAUUUCAAGUCUUGAUAUUGUAUCCGCAUGUGAACAUAAUGCCAAGAUUGCAUGGGAUGUUCAAAGAUUUAGAACUGCACAAACCUGGAAAAUAAUACAGCUUUUAUAUGGAAAUUUGGAACCUAUGAACAAAUCAGGGUCUACUCAUGAUGUUACUGAUGAAAAUUUGUUAAAAGAGUCAUUUCUCACUAAUCCUUCAGUGGAAACAAAAUCAUUAAAAGAUUUAAAUAAAGAUUUAAAUACUGUAACGGAAAAACCCAACGAGACUCUGGUUGAAGAUGAAGAUUCAUUAUUUGAAUCUGAUGGAGAAGAGGAGGAAAAUCGGGUGAAAGAAUCUGAUAAUGAAGAUGUUCAAAAAUCUCCACGUAAUUCUAUUAAAAUGACAAGUCGUACUGUUCAGACAACAUAUAAUUCAACAUUAUAUCGGAACUGGGAUAAAGAACCAAUGAUAGCACAAUUAUUAGACUAUUACGCAGAACAGAUGUGUGUCACUUUGGUUUUAGUACUUGGUGAUAGGAUUAAAAUAAACCAGGAGAGAUUAGAACAAUGGUUUUUUUCUUAUAUUGAAUUGCUACAUAGAUUUCAACUCUGGUGUGGAGCUACACAUAUCAUUUCAUCUAGCAAAAUUUCUUCAGUUGAGAUGAUGAAUCAGCAAUCCACAACAAUAUAUACGACGUGUAACAACUGUUUCAGACCAAUGCUUAACUAUAGAAGUGGAUAUUGGAUAUGUGAAAAAUGUCGGAAGAUGCUAAAUCCCUGUUCAAUAUGUCAUAAUACAGUGAAAGGAUUAUAUACUUGGUGUCAAGGUUGCAGCCAUGGAGGACACCUUAUCCAUAUGCAAGAAUGGUUUUUGGUAAAUAAUGAAUGUCCAACUGGAUGUGGACAUAAAUGUUCUACAAAAUUUUUUUAUACUUGA
Messenger RNA from Funneliformis mosseae, 2361 nucleotides. NCBI's taxonomy places the organism in Eukaryota, Fungi, Glomeromycota, Glomeromycetes, Glomerales, Glomeraceae. The record is from the annotation of a GenBank genome assembly.